Hemiscyllium ocellatum (epaulette shark) is the source of this 3328-nucleotide messenger RNA. RefSeq names its product phosphofurin acidic cluster sorting protein 2 (gene pacs2). The coding region runs from base 1 to 2721 and encodes 906 amino acids. NCBI's taxonomy places the organism in Eukaryota, Metazoa, Chordata, Chondrichthyes, Orectolobiformes, Hemiscylliidae. The record is from RefSeq and is a predicted model, not a curated record. Gene Ontology annotation, molecular function: transmembrane transporter binding. The transcript has 27 exons. Gene Ontology annotation, biological process: protein localization to plasma membrane.
AUGGCCGAGAAAGGGAGACUCAGCUUCACCGGCUCGUCCGGUCUCAACAAGCCGGUGCCGAUGAACCUCUUCGCCACCUGGGAGAUAGACGGCUCAUCGCCCAGCUGCAUACCCAGAUUGUGCAGUUUGACAUUGAAGAAACUGGUUGUCGUAAAGGAGUUGGACAAGGAACUCACUUCAGUUGUUAUUGCUGUUAAGAUGCAGGGCUCAAAAAGAAUCUUACGAUCGCAUGAGAUUAUAUUGCCACCUAGUGGACUAGUGGAAACUGAUCUCGCAUUAACUUUUUCACUUCAGUAUCCUCAUUUCCUCAAAAGAGAAGGCAACAAGCUGCAAAUCAUGCUUCAGAGACGAAAGCGAUACAAGAACAGGACCAUUCUGGGAUACAAGACCCUGGCACUUGGGUCUAUCAAUAUGGCAGAGGUAAUGCAACAUCCAACAGAAGGUGGCCAGAUCCUCACACUGCUCAGUAACCUCAAACAAGCUGCAGUGAAAGUGGCUGAAAUCUGGAUCUUUGCACUGUCCAGCCAGCCAAUUGAUCAUGAGGACAGUUCAAUGCAGCCAAAUCAGAAGAUAAAAUCAACAGAUAAUUACUCAGAGGAAGAGUAUGAAAGUUUUUCAUCUGAACAGGAAGCAAGUGAUGAUGCAGUCCAAGGACAAGAUAUGGAUGAUGAUGAAUAUGAUAUGGGCAAGCCGAAAAAGCAAAGGCGGACAAUCGUAAGAACAACCUCGAUCACAAGGCAACAGAACUUCAAGCAGAAAGUAGUUGCCCUACUGAGACGGUUCAAGGUUUCAGAUGAGGUUCUUGAUUCAGAGCAGGAUCCCACAGACAACGUGCAAGAAGUGGAGGAGGACCUAGACCUGUUGUACGACAGCUUGGAUGUGGAAAAUCCCAGUGACAGUGGCCCCGACAUGGACGAUGAUGACAGUGUCCUCAGUACUCCAAAACCAAAGCUCAAACCUUACUUUGAAGGCUUGUCACACUCCAGUUCCCAGACUGAAAUUGGCAGCAUCCAUAGCUUGAGAAGCCAGACCAAAGAACCGCCCAGUCCUGUAGAUGCACCGGAAAAGCUCAAGAGCUCUGCAAGCAAGUUUCAGAUAGAUAGUGUUUCCAAUACAUUGUCAUUGGGACAGUUAUCUGGGAGCAGAGAUCAAAUACAACAGGAAGAGGCAGCAGCGGCAUCUGAAAGCAUCAGUGCAGACACCUUUCUGGAAAGGCUCCCUCCCAGUGGAAAAAUCACAAAGACAGAGUCUUUAAUUAUUCCUUCUACUAGGACCGAAGGGAAACAGGUGGGACGCCGUGGAAGAAGCACAUCCCUGAAAGAAAGGCAGCCCGCAAGGCAGCAGAAUGAACGGGCUAACAGCUUGGAUAAUGAGCGUUCACCAGAGCCAAGGCAGCAUCUGCAGGUGCAGCACCAGAUCCCUCGGAAAACCGUCUAUGACCAGCUGAAUCACAUCCUAAUUUCAGAUGAGCAAUUACCAGAAAACAUAAUUCUUAUCAAUACAUCAGACUGGCAGGGUCAGUAUGUAUCGGAGUUACUUCAGAAACACAAUCUCCCUAUUGUGUGCACGUGUUCUUCAGCAGAUGUACAAGCAGCCUUCACAACCAUCGUCUCCAGGAUACAACGCUUCUGCAACUGUAACUCCCAAACACCAAACCCCAUUAAAGUGACAGUGGCUGGGGCCCAGAAUUACCUAAGUGCUAUCCUGAGGCUUUUUGUGGAGCAGCUAUCUCACAAGACUCCUGACUGGCUUGGAUACAUGAGAUUUCUCAUUAUUCCCCUUGGUUCUCACCCAGUGGCCAAAUACCUCAGCUCCAUAGAUUACAGGUACAACAAUUUUUUCCAGGAUGCAGCAUGGCAAGAUUUUUUCACCAAAACAGAGGCUCCUUCAAUAGUGCAGGAAAUACCGGACGUUGUCACUAGAGUUACCCAGUACAUCUCCAAUGCAAACAUCUCCCACCAAUUACCUAUAGCGGAAGCUAUGUUAACUUACAAACAGAAAAGGAAAAAGAGCUUUCAUUUUGAUUUUAACAUAAGCCCAGAUGAAGAUUCCUGUCAGAAGUUUAUUCCAUUUAUUGGGGUGGUGAAAGUCGGAAUUGUGGAGCAGUCUUCAGCGACGUCAGGUGAUUCUGAUGAUGCUGCUACUUCAGGCCCUAGUGUCUUGUCUUCUACUCCUCCAACACUGUCUCCAGCAAUGAAAGAAGCUUCCCCUACACCACCUUCCUCCCCGUCUGUUGGAAGUGGACUGUACUCGAGUUCACAGAGCCUUGGCCACAGUGGAGAACUGAUGGGACUGCAGGUUGACUACUGGAUUGCACAACAGCUGGCUGACAAGAAGAAGGAUCCAGAGAAGAAGGAUGCUACAGCAAAGAACACACUGAAGUGUACCUUCCGUUCCCUUCAGGUCAGCAGACUGCCAAGCGGUGGAGAAGUUACAACCCUGCCGACAAUGUCUAUGACAGUGGUGACAAAGGAGAAGAACAAAAAGGUGAUGUUUUUGCCUAAGAAAGCAAAAGACAAAGAAUUGGAAUCUAAGAGCCAAGUGAUUGAAGGCAUCAGCCGAUUGAUCUGUACUGCAAAGCAGCAACAGACUAUGCUGCGAGUAACAAUUGAUGGAGUGGAAUGGAACGAUGUGAAAUUUUUCCAGCUUGCUGCUCAGUGGUCCUCUCAUGUGAAAUACUUCCCAAUUGGCAUCUUUGGCCAUUUGAAAUCAGCUUACUAAACCUUCUCAGCUAAGCAAGAAAUAUUUAACCUGUAGCUGGUCUAGGAGCCAGCAACUAGUCAGUGCCAAGAACCUAUUUCGAACUGGAGGUGCCUGCUGCUUGCGUGCAGUGUCAGAGCUUUGCAUUUUUUUCUUAAAAACAAUGAUCUAAGGCAAGGAAUAAAAUACAUAUCCUUAUCAGCCUUAUCAGAAGGUAAUCUGAGCAUGUUGCGGCACUUUUUUUCUGUGGGAAGGGGAGGGUGCCAUAUGGAUGUAAUUUUGGGUGAACCAUUUGCCCUGUUUCCUUAUGGCCAUUGCUUCCUGUUUUUCAGCUCUUGAUAGAUAGAAGUGAAGUCUGCAUAUUGAAGUGUAAACCACAAUUUGGCCAUAUCUCAUCCACAUAGGCCAAAAAAAAAACUGACUGCAAUUAAAUAUUGUUACAGCAAACCAAUUUUGUGGUCCACAUGACCCUAGUGUACACCACCCAACCCCUGCACCCACCCCCAGUAAAUGCAUUCUGAAUCUUGAGAGCAAGUUUGUUAAAUGCCUAGAUGGCCAUUGCAGUCCCCCUCUUAGCUCCCCAGUCCCCACAAUUUCCAUAGUGGCUACGUAUGGAGUGGGCCUUCAA